Lachancea fermentati is the source of this 1578-nucleotide messenger RNA. Lineage: Eukaryota; Fungi; Ascomycota; Saccharomycetes; Saccharomycetales; Saccharomycetaceae. The record is from the annotation of a GenBank genome assembly.
AUGAAACUUUCGAAUGCGCUCACAAGUAAGAAACUACAAAAGUCAGUACCUUCAAUUACCGAAGAGCAAUUAUCCGAUAGACUAGCAAAUAGCUUUCGUAAUAUCGUCCAAGAUUUUAUUUUGACGUAUGAUACCACCCCUGACUUCGUUACAAAAUCUCCAGGCAGGGUGAACCUUGUCGGCGAGCAUUUAGACUACGCUGAUUUUGCCGUUCUGCCAAUGGCAAUAGAGGUUGAAGUGUUAUGUGCAGUAAAAAUUCUACCAGAAAAUGAAAAUCCGUCCAUCACCCUGACAAACUCUGAUGAAAAGUUCGCACAAAGAAGAUUUGAUCUCCCAUUAGAUGGCUCCCUGAUAUCGAUAGACCCGUCUGUCUCUGAUUGGUCUAAUUACUUCAAAUGUGGACUAUUAGUAGCCCAAAAGUAUCUCAAUGAAAAGUUCCCCGAGCGGUUCGAACAAUGCCCUCUAAUUGGAAUGAACGUUUUUGUCAGUGGUAACGUUCCAUCGGGCGGCGGACUUUCAUCAUCAUCGGCAUUUAUAUGCUCAGUAGCAUUAGCUGUUAUAAGGGCAAACACUUCCAAGGACUAUCAAAUUGCAAAGGAAGAUCUGACGCAAAUCACUGUGAAGUCAGAACAUUAUGUCGGGGUUAAUAAUGGAGGAAUGGAUCAGGCUGCAUCAGUCUGCGGAGAAAUUGACCACGCACUGUAUGUCGAGUUUAAACCAGAGUUCAGAGCUUCGCCAUUUAAAUUACCCGAAUUACAACACUCCGAAGUUCAGUUUAUUAUUGCUGAUACCUUGAUUGUGUCUAAUAAGUUCGAAACUGCACCUACAAAUUACAAUCUUAGAGUUGUUGAGGUUACAGUCGCUGCUAAUUUUCUAGCAGCUCGGUAUGGAGUGGUGCUCCAGCGUGAUGGAAAUCUCAAUAGAGGAACCCUUAGAGGGUUUAUGAACGCAUUUUACGGGCAUUACUACGGCAUAAAUACACCUUGGGAUGGCAAUGUUGAAGAUGGCAUAGAAAGACUCACUGUGAUGCUGAAACUCGUGGAAGAAACCUUUACCCAACACCAAGGUUACACUGUGGACCAAAUCUCCAAGGUCAUGGAAUGUUCGUCUAGUGAGUUUACUCGAGAUUACUUGACCAACUUCCCGGUGAGGUUCCAGGUUUUGAAGUUAUAUCAAAGGGCAAAACAUGUGUAUUCUGAGGCCUUAAGGGUUUUGAAAGCAUUAAAGCUUUUGACCAAAUGCGAGUUUAGUUCUGACGAGGAGUUUCUCACGCUUUUUGGGAACCUCAUGGACGCCUCUCAGGAAUCCUGUGAUAAGUUGUUCGAAUGCUCGUGCCCUGAGACGGACGAAAUCUGCCAAAUUGCCAGGGCCAAUGGGUCCUACGGAUCCAGGUUAACAGGUGCCGGGUGGGGAGGCUGUACCGUCCAUUUAGUCCCCGCAACGAAAGUCGAGCAAGUGCAAAACGCUCUCAUCGAGCAAUACUAUAAGAAAAGACACCGCAAUCUAACUACAGAGCUUCUAAAAGGUGCAAUACUAGUAUCAAAGCCUGCAUUUGGAAGCUGCAUAAUAGAGCUGUGA